ACUCUCCUCCCUCCCUGUCUCUGUAAUCAGUUAGUGCUGGUUAUGUCCUCCAGCAGUUGAUCACCAUGCAGGAAGAGACAAGUGAUGACCAAAACAGAGUCACAGAGAUCAAGAGGAUUGUACAAAAAUAUGAUGUUGGCAGCCGUUAUACAACCAUCCCUUUACAGAAAGCAUCCGUUCUUCUGCCUUUGAUAUUUAAAGAAGACAGACUGCAUCUGCUGCUGACUGUCAGAUCAAUGAAACUGAAAACUAUGCCAGGGGACGUUUGCUUUCCGGGGGGAAGACGUGAACCUAUAGACUGUGAUGAUAUUCAGGCCGCCUUGAGAGAAGCCAAAGAAGAGAUUGGUUUGAGACCUGAACAGGUAGAGAUCAUUGGACGACUUGUUCCAUACAUAUCGAAGUAUCCAACUUAUCUGAUCACACCAGUUGUUGCACUUGUUGAAGAUACAUUCGAGGCUUGUCCGAACCCUGACGAAGUAACGCACGUCUUCGAAGUUCCUUUGGAAUUCUUCAUUAGUUCUGACCACUACACCCCGCUACAAUUAGAUGUGCCUUAUUUUGGAACCCAGACAAUUCACUGUUUCUAUUACCAGGACACACAAAAGCAGAAAACCUUUAAAAUUUGGGGGCUCACAGCCCACUUUGCGGUAAUGCUCUCUGUCAUCCUGCUAGAAAAGGUACCGUCAUUCGAUUCCAGUUUCAGUCUUGACCGACGACUGGCAGAAUGUGACCAUGCUCUAGCUCAAGCAACCUAUCAAAGUAAAUUAUAGUUGUAUUAACAUUUACACA
Messenger RNA from Pelobates fuscus (common spadefoot toad), 789 nucleotides. It is a transcript of the gene NUDT7, whose product is annotated as nudix hydrolase 7. Bases 66 to 770 code for a protein of 234 amino acids. Gene Ontology annotation, biological process: coenzyme A catabolic process; nucleoside diphosphate metabolic process. The transcript is spliced from 4 exons. Gene Ontology annotation, molecular function: manganese ion binding; coenzyme A diphosphatase activity; magnesium ion binding. NCBI's taxonomy places the organism in Eukaryota, Metazoa, Chordata, Amphibia, Anura, Pelobatidae. The record is from RefSeq and is a predicted model, not a curated record.